AUGAAUUCAUCUAUCAUUGAUAUUGAAUCCUGGUAUAUUCCAAUUGAUAUUAUAAUCACUACAUUUACUACUACAGCCAUUGGGCUUACCAUACUCUGUUUAUGUCUUAUUUUAUUUGACAAAACAUGCCAUACAAUACAUAUGUUGUUAGUUGCUAAUUCAUGUCUAACUGCACUUGUAUUUGGAUGUGCAAUGCUUACUUCAUUCAUUAUUAUGCUUAAUAAUGAUCUUAAACAAAUUUAUUAUCCUGAUUCAUAUUGUAUAUUUCAAGCUUACAUUAGUUAUGCUACAUGUGCUGCAUUUAAUUAUUCAUUUGUAUUACAAGCUCUUUAUCGAUAUAUUCUUAUUAUGUAUCCACGUGUCUUAUUCUGGCAAAAACGACGAACUCAAAUGUUAUUUGUUUUUAGUACAUGGAUUUUAGGCUUUGUAUGUCCUAUUAUGUUUUUAUUUAAUAACGGAAUUGUUUACAAUUAUGACAAUCAAGUGUGUCAAUUACCUCUUCGAUUUUCAUUUUCAGUUAUUUAUAUAUCAUUUACUGUGUAUGGAAUUCCUGUCACAUUGAUUAUAUUUAUUUAUUUUAAACUACUUCGAUAUAUACAAGAAACGAGUAAAAAUGUAGCAUCGGUUAAUGUUUUGUCUCGUGCUCGGCGAGAAUUAAAAAUGAUUCGCAAAAUAGUUAUAUUAGUGUCAAUUCUAAUUGGAGUUGGUUUUGUUUAUGCGAUCUUUAUAAUUAUGUCAUUUUUUAAUAGUUUACCAAAAUAUCAUUUUCGUAUUGCAUAUGUGUUUGGUAGUUCAUCAUUUCUUCUAGUUAUAAUGACUUUAUUUCAAUUCACUGAUCCACUUAAAAUAUCAUUAAGAAAAGUAAUCAAUAUACAAUCAAAUACAAUUGUACCAACUGUAAUAUACACAAAUAGAAAAAACUAA
Messenger RNA from Adineta steineri, 924 nucleotides. NCBI's taxonomy places the organism in Eukaryota, Metazoa, Rotifera, Eurotatoria, Adinetida, Adinetidae. The record is from the annotation of a GenBank genome assembly.